CAUUGUGUGCGUGCAAUCGCGACUGAAAUUCCACCUGACCAUCAAAAACGUUCCGUUUGUGCGUUUUGUUUUUGCAUCGUAUCUUGCGAAUGAUCGCGCACGUUGUUGGAAUUAAUUUUUAUUUAUAGAGAUAUGAUUGUAUAGUUUCGCGACGAGGACAGGCUGGUUCACUCGCGACUGUUUAACGGAAGAAAAAUGAAAGACUGUUCGUACUAACAAAGUUGUUGUUUACUCUAUCACUCAAGAAAGUCAAAACUAUACGGCGUCAAAUAUGGGAUGCUGCUACAGUUUUUGCAAAGAGGAUACCGGACCUCAGAGCGGAGAAGUAAAUGAAAGAACACACUUGCUAGUAGAUCCAGUCAGUAAUAAUACAAAUAUAUCUAGAGUACACAGCGAUGAUUAUGUUAACCAAUAUGCAAGCUCCGUGCCUAAGAAGACAGAUGAACAAAGUGCAUUAAAUAGAAUACUGCACGAAACUGCAGCCAAUGUAAUAGAUGUAGGCGCAUUAGACAUACAUAAUCUAGAACAACACGAAUACAUGGACAGAUCACGCGCAUACUCAAAGCGAAUAGAAUCUGGCAGAAUAAAACUUCCAGAAAAUACGGUUUGCUUGCUUAAAGAUAUACCUGCUCCGGAACGAAUAUUAGCAGCUGAUCCACUAUCUGCCAGAGAUGAAGAACUGAUUACAGAAAUGCUCAACAAGGCUGUGACAGCACUAAGCGAUGUAAAAGUUGAACACAAAGAGGAUUUGGUUGUGCCAUUUCUAUCGUGAUCUUUAAGUGUUUCAAACUAAGUUAUAAUCUCAUCCUUACUCGACUGGCUAUCGUGCAGAGAAUCGUGUUAUAAAACUAUACAUCAGAAAUAAAUCGACCUAAUAAGUCCAAAAGUCUAGAUUACACCUAAAAGCAAAAGAUUGAGGAUUUUGUGUAAAAUAAUGUAUCGGAUAGAAUGUUGUAUUAUUAUUGGUCACUUAAAUAUUGACACUGGCUUCAUAAUUAUGAAAUAGAUAUAUACAUAUAUGUAUACUCAGAUUUCUCUUUUACUUACAAAAAUUUAGUGUUAAGAUAGGUGCUAUAGAUUUUUUGCAUCUUUUAUCUGUGUGUGUGUGUGUGCGUGUGUGGAUGUGAAAACUUUCAUAUAUACAAGAUAAAAUUAUUAAUAUAAGAAGUACUAUUUUUUAUGUAAAGGAUUUAUUUGUUAUUGUAAUGUUCUAAUGAUAUAUACAAGAUGUUGCACAAAAUAAAUUGUAUUACCGAGAAGAGAGAUUUUAUAUGCACAAAUCAAAAUUGGUAGUGUGUAACAGUAAUUACGAUGAAUUGCCUGUUAUUGUCAAGAAAAUUAAUUUAAAAAAUUUGUUAAAUUUGCACUUGGUUGAUGUAGAUAUUUUAAUUUGACCGUAAAGUUCAAGCGAUUGUCCCUACUUAUAAUUUACAAACUCUGACGUCCUUUGCUCUCUGUCAAAUUUUCGGUGAAAAUUUAGUUACAUGUACAUACAAGUAAAUCUAAGAAAUUGCCAAAAUCGCUUUAUUUUCACGGAAAACAAACUAUCAACACAAAAAUAUUCCGUUCUUAAAUUUUAUAUUUGCAUAUAAAAUUAUCUUCUUAACUGUACUAUUUAUUGUAAGAUGUUUUGUAUUCAUUGAGAGAAAGAGAGAGAGAGAGAGGGAAAGAAUGAAAGAAUACUUUUUUAAAUGCUAUUUUAUCCCGUUGUGUUACUUUAAUCAAUUAUUUUAGUCAAAUUUUCUGUAAAAAAAAUAUGUAAAAUUUUGUUAUUAUCAUAUAAGAUGUAUAAUAUAGAGAGCACAGAGUUAUUGUUCAACUUUCAUAAAUAAAAUAUGUGAAAGUUGAGAAAAAAAACCAAUUUGAGUGUAAAAUAAUGAGUAAGGAUCAACA
Molecule: messenger RNA, 1893 nt
Organism: Pseudomyrmex gracilis
Lineage: Eukaryota; Metazoa; Arthropoda; Insecta; Hymenoptera; Formicidae
Gene: Lamtor1
Product: ragulator complex protein LAMTOR1
Exons: 5
Coding region: 272-772 (166 amino acids)
Biological process (GO): regulation of receptor recycling; lysosome organization; cellular response to amino acid stimulus
Cellular component (GO): membrane raft; Ragulator complex; lysosome
Molecular function (GO): guanyl-nucleotide exchange factor activity; molecular adaptor activity
Source: RefSeq, a predicted model, not a curated record